Penaeus monodon (black tiger shrimp) is the source of this 1023-nucleotide messenger RNA. RefSeq lists its product as uncharacterized. The record is from RefSeq and is a predicted model, not a curated record. NCBI's taxonomy places the organism in Eukaryota, Metazoa, Arthropoda, Malacostraca, Decapoda, Penaeidae. The coding region runs from base 512 to 943 and encodes 143 amino acids. The transcript is spliced from 2 exons.
UGACUUAUAUCUGUGCCUUGUUUUCUAGAUGGAGAUGAAGGUUCACUGUGUAUAAAAAGGCUGUUGUCCUUACGACGAAGCACAGAAGACAAACAGGAGGCUGAGGAGACUAACAGUUGUUGAGUCUUGUUGGAUCUUUUAGGUUCUAGUCAUGGAGCUUGGUCUCGCGAUGAGGAGCCUCCUCGUCGUGUGCGCUCUGGCGCUGCCCCGCCUCUCUACCUCUACCCCCUUAGCCUCCCCUGCCGCUGCCCCCCAGCCCCGCCCCUGCCCCUACCCCUAAUCCCAGCCCGACCCUGCCCCUGUCCCUAAUCCUCAGCCCGGGCCUGGCCCUCCCCCUGACCCCAAAGCCGACCCCUGGUUCUUCAGCAUCUUCAACCACUACGGCCACCACGGCCCCUCGGGGGACACAUCAUCUACGGCGGAUACCCCGGCCACGGCGACCACGAGGACGACCACGGACUCGAAGAACACGUGUUAGAGCAGCGUUCGGGGCAAGCCGAUCACGGAGGGCAUGGUGACCACGGAGGCCACGAUGCUGGGCACGCAGCGCACGGUGCAAAUGGUGGGCAUGGCUACUAUGGCUUCCCUCCAUACCCUGGAUACCCAGGUUACGGAGGUGUCGUUGGGUACCCGAGCCAUGGUGGGCAUGGGAGACCACGGUAGCCACGGUGGGCACGAUGACCACGGUGGGCAUGAUGACCACGGUAGCCACGGUGGGCACGAUGACCACGGAGACCACGGUGGGCACGACGGUGGGCACGGAGGACACGGAGGUGUGUACGGAGACCUCAGUGACGUCUUCCACCCGUACAACGUGUUCCUGCGCGCAAACCGCGAGUACUUCGCCGAACAUCCCGAUGGCUACGACUUCCACUACUUCCCGAGCUACUAUUUCGGACGCUUCCUCAACCCGAGUGACGAGCGACAAAGUAUAGCUUUAUAGCACAAACAUAAGUUUAUAUAUACUUACAAAGAAUGGAAAAAAAAAUGAAUUAAAAAAAAUCUGUAUUAUAUAUAUAUGUG